Molecule: messenger RNA, 2764 nt
Organism: Toxorhynchites rutilus septentrionalis
Lineage: Eukaryota; Metazoa; Arthropoda; Insecta; Diptera; Culicidae
Gene: l(2)37Cb
Product: pre-mRNA-splicing factor ATP-dependent RNA helicase DHX16
Exons: 4
Coding region: 43-2712 (889 amino acids)
Cellular component (GO): intracellular anatomical structure; catalytic step 2 spliceosome
Molecular function (GO): RNA binding; ATP binding
Source: RefSeq, a predicted model, not a curated record
ACAAACCAUCAGAUCAAUCAAACCAAUCUUACGUCCACCAGGAUGAGUCGAAGAAGGCAAGCCAGUUCGUCAUCGUCGGAAGCCGAUAGUAUCGACAGCGAGGAGGAGGCUCGGCUUCGUGAUAUUAAGGAACGUGACGAAUUUUCCCAACGCUUGAAAAAGAAGGAUGAGGAUAGAACUAGGAAAGUUGUGGAGUCCACGAGCAGAAAGGCGUAUGAGGAAGCUGCCAAGCGGCUGAAAUUGGAAGCUGACGACAGGGAAAAGCUGCUGCCGAAGCUAAGAAUCCAGUCACGACGACAAUACUUGGAAAAACGCAAAGAUGAUAAAGUCGCCGAACUCGAAGCGGACAUUCUGGACGAUGAGUAUCUCUUCGAGGAGUCGCAAAUCACGGAGAAAGAGCGGCAUGAUCGUGAGUAUAAGAAAAAUUUGCUUCAAAUUGCCAAAGAUCAUGAGAAGGCGCGGGAGCUGGAACGGAUUCAGCGGUAUCAUAUGCCGAAGGAUAUUAAGAAAGGCGAUAAGGAGGAGUAUGUGGAAGUGGACGAACGGGAGAAGUUACCCAAUUCCGAGCAGAAGAAGUGGGAAGCGGAGCAGCUUGCGUCAGCGGUGUACAAGUUAGGAUCAAAAGAUGCCCGGCAACAGGAUGAGUACGAGCUUCUGCUGGAUGACCAAAUUGAUUUCGUCCAAGCGUUGCGUCUUGAUGGGACCAAGGAGAAGGAUAGGAAACCUCACAUUUCUGAAUCCGAGAGGAAGAAAAUGAAUAUUGAGGAAACGAAAAAAUCUCUUCCCGUCUAUCCAUUCAAAGAGGAUCUUAUUGCAGCUAUCAAGGAACAUCAGGUUUUGAUCAUUGAGGGUGAAACUGGUUCGGGAAAGACGACGCAAAUUCCCCAGUACUUGUAUGAGGCGGGAUUCACUAACGAUGGGAAGAAAAUCGGGUGCACCCAGCCUCGUCGAGUGGCAGCGAUGUCCGUGGCAGCCCGAGUGGCUCAGGAGAUGGAAGUAAAACUGGGCAAUGAGGUUGGGUACAGCAUUCGUUUCGAAGAUUGCACCUCCGAGCGAACUGUGAUCAAGUACAUGACGGAUGGUACGUUGCACAGGGAAUUUCUGUCGGAACCGGAUCUAAACUCGUACAGCGUGAUGAUUAUCGAUGAAGCUCACGAACGGACGCUGCACACCGAUAUUCUGUUUGGAUUAAUGAAAGAUAUUGCCAGGUUUCGGUUGGAUUUGAAAUUGUUGAUCUCGAGUGCCACGUUGGAUGCGGAAAAAUUUUCCGACUUUUUUGAUGAAGCACCAAUUUUUAGAAUUCCAGGGCGGCGAUUUCCGGUGGAUAUUUAUUAUACCAAAGCUCCUGAGGCCGACUAUAUUGAUGCCUGUGUUGUAUCAGUGCUGCAAAUCCACGCAACUCAGCCAUUGGGAGACAUCCUAGUGUUUUUAACAGGUCAGGAAGAAAUCGAAGCUUGUCAGGAGAUGUUACAAGAACGUGUCAAACGACUAGGAUCGAAACUCAAGGAACUCAUCAUUCUACCCAUCUACGCCAAUCUGCCAUCGGAUAUGCAAGCGAAGAUUUUUGAACCCACUCCACCAAAUGCACGCAAAGUUAUCUUAGCGACAAAUAUCGCCGAAACGUCACUCACAAUCGACAACAUUAUCUACGUGAUCGACCCGGGUUUUGCGAAGCAAAAUAACUUUAAUUCAAGAACCGGAAUGGAAACGCUGAUGGUUGUUCCGAUCUCAAAGGCAUCGGCGAAUCAGCGGGCGGGACGAGCCGGUCGAGUAGCUCCUGGUAAGUGCUUUCGACUAUACACCGCUUGGGCUUACAAACAUGAGCUGGAAGAUAACACCGUUCCGGAGAUUCAACGAAUAAAUCUGGGCAAUGCGGUUCUGAUGUUGAAGGCUCUGGGCAUAAAUGAUUUACUGCAUUUCGAUUUUCUGGAUCCUCCUCCACAUGAAACGUUGGUUCUUGCGUUGGAACAGCUUUAUGCCCUAGGAGCACUGAAUCAUCACGGGGAAUUAACAAAAUUGGGUCGGAGAAUGGCCGAGUUUCCCGUGGAUCCAAUGAUGGCCAAGAUGUUGCUGGCCAGUGAGAAGUACAAAUGUUCGGAUGAGGUAGUCUCCAUUGCCGCGAUGCUGUCGGUGAAUGGGGCGAUAUUCUACCGACCGAAGGACAAAAUUAUUCACGCUGAUACAGCGAGAAAAAAUUUCAAUCACGUUCAUGGAGAUCAUCUGAGCUUACUGCAGGUUUACAAUCAGUGGGCCGAAACCGAUUUCAGUACCCAGUGGUGUUACGAGAAUUUCAUACAAUUUCGGUCAAUGAAGCGAGCUCGUGAUGUUCGGGAGCAGCUGGCGGGAUUGAUGCAGCGGGUGGAAAUCGAUCUGGUUUCGGGCUUACCGGAAACAGUGAACAUCCGGAAGGCGAUCACUGCCGGUUACUUCUAUCACAUUGCAAGGCUUUCAAAGGGAAACUAUAAAACGGUGAAGCACAAUCAAACCGUCAUGAUCCAUCCGAAUUCGGCCUUGUUUGAGGAGCUACCGCGGUGGGUUCUGUAUCAUGAGUUAGUUUUUACAACUAAGGAAUACAUGCGUUCAGUUAUUGAGAUCGAAAGCAAAUGGCUACUGGAGGUGGCCCCUCAUUAUUACAAACCGAAGGAACUGGAAGAUUCCACCAAUAAGAAGAUGCCGAAGACGGUAGGGCGAGCGACUCUCACAGAAGCGUGAGGACAUCUGUAGCAGUUUUCAAUUUAGCAAUUAAACAAUAAAAUACAUUACA